GUCGGCUACAACCGUGUAAACAUAUGUACAUCUACCUAACGUAAUAAACGACGUAUUCACAUUCCACGACCAACACCACAUUAACUAAGUGCAAAUUGCAGUAAUAUACAUUAUAAUACUCACUAUAUACACAUAGGUACGUAGCACGCUGGACGCAAGACGUAUCUACUGUUUUACGCGGCUCGUACGCGUAGUACGUUGUGGAGUACAUAAUAUUAUUAUUGGCGUUGUUGUCGUCGUUUAACAAUUAAUAAUUUAUAAUUAGACGUUUCGCAUUGUAACCGAUAGGUGACCACCGAUUUUUCCAUCUCGAACGAUAAUUUUAUCUUCCAUAGUAUACGGUUUUCUUCGAGUCCGGCGUUUGCUCGUUAGGUUUGUUUUUUAUUCACCGCAAUACAAUAUUAGCAGUAAUUUCGUCGUCGGCGAAUACAACCAUGGAGGCGACGAGGUCCUGGUUAACAUUAUGUUUAUGUUUCGUUUUGGGUACGACAGGAACGGGCAUAUUGUGUAAUCCAUUAGUCGAAAAAAGACAAACUGAAUCGUGUAAAGUAGACAUGUUCAGCUGUACAAAUGGGGAGUGCAUUGAUUCGUUAUCAAUUUGUGACGGAUUUGCAGAUUGUUCAGAUAAGUCAGAUGAGACUCAAAGUUUAUGUGCUCCAAAAUUUAAAACAUGUCCGAGUUCUGCGUUUCGCUGUAAUUACGGUGCUUGUGUAGCUAAAAGUGCUAAAUGUAAUGGUAAAGACGACUGUGUCGAUGGUUCAGAUGAAAAAUUAUCUGAAUGUAAAAAACUUCCAUUAGAAAUUCCUUCAAAUCCUACACAGACACAACAAACUCAAGUAAACAGUCAGUCUAAAUGUAUACUUCGAGACGAGUAUAGCUGUAAAUCUGGCCAAUGUAUAGAUAUAACAUCCAUUUGUGAUGGAAUUGUAGAUUGCAAUGAUAAAUCUGAUGAAACGUUGGAAUUGUGUAAAUCAAGGGUGUGUCCAAAGAAUACUUUCACGUGUAAAUAUGGUGCCUGUAUAAAUAAACAGAGAAAAUGCGAUGGUUCGCUACACUGUGCUGAUGGUUCCGAUGAAGCCGGCUGUAAUUCUACCGAAGAUCGCAUAACUUCGACUUUGGCUACUCCAACCACACAAACCGCAUUGAUACACUCACCACCGCAAUAUUCUUAUCAAACUAAUAAACCACCGACUGAUUCAUAUCAAACUAGUAAACCACAGACUGAUUCUUUUCAAACUAGUAAACCACCAAAACAGACUAAUAAAAAUGGGGUAUGUAUGAUACCAAAUAUGGAGGGAACCGUGUAUUCUUUAAUCAAUACUGUACCAAUUGAAGUACUACCGCCUGGGACUUAUGUCGAUUACAAUACCGCUGUUGAGGAGAACUGUAGUGAAGGAUAUUAUAAAACUAUUCCUGAUAGACUUAUGAUUUGCUCAAAAAAUGGAAAUUGGUAUCCAAAGGUUGAUAAAAUAUGUUUGAAAAGAUGUCCACCUAUGUUUUCGGACAGUUUAGACAUCGAGUGUGUUUAUAAUGGUAAAAAAGAAAGUUGUUCAAGCCCAUCAAUACCGGGUACUCUAUUAUCUCCAAAAUGUAAGGUCACACAUACUGUGCCAAAUGGACAAAUAGAGACACCAAUCAAAUUACGUUGUCUACCAGAUGGGAAUUGGAGUGAUCGGCUUUAUACAUGUAUUCCAUAUUGUGGCCGACCAUAUAUUUCAAGCCAACCAUUGAUUUUAGAAGGUGUUGUAUCUGCAUAUGGAUCAACACCUUGGAAUGUUGGAAUAUAUCAAAAAAACAAAAAUAAUUUUAACUUGAUAUGCGGAGGAACACUUAUUGCUCCAAAUUUAGUUGUAUCUGCGGCUCAUUGUUUUUGGAGUGAAGGGUUGGCAAGUAGAAUAUUAAUAAAUGAUGGUAAAUUUAAAAUUUCUGUUGGAAAGUAUAAGAGUGACAUUUCAAUUAAAGACAAUGAAUUUACUCAGAUUGUUGAUGUGGGAUUUAUUUACUUGAAGGAAGAUUAUUAUGGUCGUUCCGGAUAUCAUGCUAAUGAUAUAGCCAUUAUUGUAUUACCAAUCAAAGUUAACAUAAGCAAUGUAGUCUCGCCUGUUUGUGUAGACUGGACUAAAAAACAUUCCAAUAUUGCAAAUGGAGCUAUGGGAAAAGUCGUUGGCUGGGGAAAAACUGAAAAAAUGGUAGAAAGUUCAGUUUUAUUAGAAGCUAACCUACCAUAUAUAAACCAACAUACAUGUCGAGAUAUGUAUCAAAACGGAUUUCAAAACUUCAUUAGUAUCGAUAAAUUCUGUGCCGGCAAUAAAACCGGACAAGGAGUUCAUCAAGGUGAUAGCGGUGCUGGAUUAACCUUUGUAUAUUCCUCUUUACAUUUUUUAACCGGAAUUGUGAGUGUAAAGGAUCCAACUACAAAUGACUCAAUUGCAGUUUUUACAGAUGUUAAUCACCAUAUUGGAUGGAUUCGUGAGAUUUUUAAUAAUUAUACAUAUGCGAGUGACAAUUUUUCUAGAGCUAUUGGAUAUUUAUAUUGUAUCGUACGUUUACUGUUGACGACCAUGAAAACUUCGUUCUACUGCAAGUUAAUGUAUUUUUGUUUCAUCUUUGAAACGAGUAUUUUGUGUGAUACAAAACUCGAAAAACGAUCAACAGUAUUUUUUUGCCCUGGUGUAACGGAAUAUGGGUGUGAAUCUGGCCAGUGCGUUGAUGUCUCAAAAACUUGUAAUGGAAUACGAGAUUGCAGUGAUGGAUCUGAUGAAACUUUACUUUUGUGUGAAAUGGUCCUGUGUCCACAGGAUACAUUCAAGUGCAAGUAUGGCGCUUGUAUCAGUAAAAAGUAUAUAUGUGACGGCUCCAAACAGUGUGCUGAUGGUUCAGAUGAACAAUAUUGUUCCAAUUCAACUUCAAUAUCAACAUUUACGAGUGAAAUAUCUAAAAAAAACGACCCAGGAAAACCAAUAAAGCAGUCUCACAUUAAGAAAACUUGCGUGAUACCGACAAUUGAGGGCACAAAAUAUUUCAAUAAAAAUGGGAAACAAAAUGUUUCUCUGCCUCAUGGUACUGCAGUUGAACAAUAUACCAUAGUUGAGGAGGACUGCGAAGAUGGGUAUUACAAAGUUGUUCCUGAAAGAUUUAUGGUAUGCUCGGAAUCUGGACAAUGGAGACCAUUCGUAACUGAGGAAUUAUGUUUAAAAAUGUGUCCACCUAUAACAUCAGCUACUUUAGAUUUUAAAUGUAUCUUUGAGGAUAAAUAUAUUAGUUGCUUAAAUGCAGCACCUGGCACUAUAUUGUAUCAAACGUGUAAAGCCAAUUUUAAAUCAGCAAUAAGCGAAGAAGAACAACUUUCAAUUCAAUUACAUUGCACGGAAGAUGGAACAUGGAGCAAUGAUAAUCUAUAUACGUGUAUUCCAACUUGUGGUCAAAUAAAAUAUAAUGGAACAGUGCCUUGGAGUGUUGGAUUAUAUCGAAAAAAUUACGGUCACUAUGAUGAGUAUUAUGAAUUAAUAUGUGGAGGAACAUUAAUUGCGCCGAAUUUAGUUGUUACUGCUGCUCGAUGUAUUUGGGAAAAAGAGAGUACGUAUGGAACAUUGACGAAUGAAAAUAUUUAUAAAGUUGCCGUUGGAAAGUAUACUAGUGAUAUUUCGAUAAAAGACAAUGAUUUUACUCAGAUUAUUGAUGUGGAUUUAAUUUUUUUAAAAGAGAGUUAUAAUGGUUCUUCUGGGUAUAAUACCGAUGAUUUAGCUAUUAUCACGUUAAACAAACAUGUCACAAUCAGCGACUUUGUUAUGCCAGUUUGUAUCGAUUGGUCCGAACACUCCGAACAACAUACUGUUCCGAACGGAUCUAACGGAAAGGUUGUCGGCUGGGGAAAAACGGAAAUAAAAGCCAAUGUGUCAUAUAUUGAGAAAAAUACUUGUCGUGAUAUGUAUGCUAAAGAAUUUCAAUCGUUGGUGACUGCUGAUAAAUUUUGCGCCGUUUCUCCAUUAGGACAAAAUAUUACUGAAAUAUUCAUUGGUUCGGGCUUUACGUAUGAACGUGAUACUUUUAACUUUUUAACCGGAAUAGUGAGUGUCAUGGAUAAAAACACAAAUGAUUUAUUUGCUGUUUUCACGGAUGUCAGUUACCAUAUUCAAUGGAUUGGCCAAUUCACGAAAGACGUCACUAAUGCAAGUGAAUACAUCUUAUUAUAGUACGAUGAUGUAUUCAUUGUUCAUUCUACACCUAACAAGUUUUUAUUUAAAAACUAUAUUGUCAAAGACUUGUGUUAAACCUAUAUUGUAUUGAAAAUUAUACACAACAAAUUGUUUAUAAAGUUUAUAACAUUAUUAAGAUUAAGAGUCAACAACAAGACGCAUAUUAUAAUAUUUAAAUACAUAGUUUGAAAUAUACGAUAAUAGCAGUUAGCUGAUUUUCAAGUGCUAAAAUGUUAC
This is a messenger RNA of Rhopalosiphum maidis (corn leaf aphid), 4433 nucleotides long. RefSeq lists its product as uncharacterized. The coding region runs from base 435 to 4193 and encodes 1252 amino acids. Gene Ontology annotation, biological process: proteolysis; acrosome reaction. Lineage: Eukaryota; Metazoa; Arthropoda; Insecta; Hemiptera; Aphididae. Gene Ontology annotation, molecular function: serine-type endopeptidase activity; protein binding. The record is from RefSeq and is a predicted model, not a curated record. The transcript is spliced from 25 exons.